Condylostylus longicornis is the source of this 2377-nucleotide messenger RNA. RefSeq lists its product as uncharacterized. The coding region runs from base 88 to 1287 and encodes 399 amino acids. Gene Ontology annotation, cellular component: cytoplasm; actin cytoskeleton. Gene Ontology annotation, molecular function: protein binding. Lineage: Eukaryota; Metazoa; Arthropoda; Insecta; Diptera; Dolichopodidae. The transcript has 4 exons. Gene Ontology annotation, biological process: actin filament polymerization. The record is from RefSeq and is a predicted model, not a curated record.
UCAUUCUUGAAAUGAAAUGAUUUCAUAUUUAUUUAUUCAAAAUUAAAAAUUAUAUUGAAGUGAAUUGUUUUAAAAAUAACUUUUGGAAUGUUGGAUUUAAGAACAUUGGUAGUCUAUUUGGCUAUAGUUACUUUAUUAUGGCAAAUUCCAAUAACCAAUUCUCGAACAUCAACAUUGUGGAAAUUAAAUGAAAAUGGAAAAAUUACUGGAUAUGCGGAUGAAGGAAAGGAUGUUCUUCUGUCUCAUACAAUGGAAAAAAAAUUAAAAGAAGAUGAUAUUUUUAACAUAAUAACAUCUACUGUGGUUACAUAUGGAAAUUCUUGGAGCAAACAGUCAAUUGAAAAAAAUUGUGACGGUCUAAUUUGUGAUAUAGAUGAGAAAUUACAGAAAAAGGAAGAGCCAGUAAAAAAUUCUUCAAUAAAUUCUAAUAAGCAAUCAAAUGACAGUGUCGAUGCCACAGUAGAUUCUACUACAACAAUUCUUACAAAAAACAAUAAUAAAAGAGAAUCUUCUGGCGAUUUAUUAGAUUGUGGUAAACCAGUCAAUUUUACGUACUAUGAUUAUCUAAUUGGUGUCGCGAAUCGAUUUAGUCACCCAUUAACGCCCGAACCGGAUGUGGCUUACUUAUUUAUGAAAAACCCCGAUGAACGUUCUUUACGAUCGUUUGAUAUUAAUUUAUUAGAGAAACGUUUAAAACGUGCAAAAAAGGAAAAACCACGUUCAGUUAAUUUAUAUAAUCAAAUUGGUAAUUAUUGGCGUAUUAAGGGUGAUCCACGUUUAUCCAUUGAAUGUUUUCGACGUGCUCUUGCGAUAACACCAACAAAUGCGGAAGUAUUACUCAAUUUGGCUGGUGUACUAUUUAAUUUGCAAUAUUUAGAUGAUGCAAUACAUUUGACACGAAGAUCACUUGAAGUUCAACCCCCAGAUCGUAGUGCAUGGCGACAAUAUUUAACCCUUGGUGAAAUUUUUAAAGCGUAUGGCCAUUUUCAGGAAUCUAUGUUACAUUUAAGACAUGCAUUAGAGCUCUCAUCACCAUUACAACAUGAACCAAUAUUAAAAGUUUUACGAGAGGUGGAAAGUUUACCUUCAUCACCUUUACAUGCUUAUACUGUAAUUAUAAUACUUGCAUUGGUCAUUGCGGUUUUUAUUGUUAUAAUAACAUCAACUGAUUCAGAAAGUACAAAUUCCCAAUCAGAAUUUGAACCAAAAAGGCAUUUUAACCGUGCAAUGGCUAUGAGAUCUUUGAAAGGAUUUUCUUCACGCCAUUUUAAGCAUAGAAAAUAUUAAAUGUAAGAGAAAUAGAAAAAAAAAAAACAAAACAAAACAAGAAAAAAUAACCUUUUCAAUUGUAAUGUAAGGUUUUAAAAAUUAUGUAUUAAUAUAUAUUUCAAAAUAUAUAUACACAAAAUACAUAUUUAUAUAAUAAUAUGUUUAAAUGUAUAAUAUAUUUCAUCAAAUAUUUUUGAUUCAUUUCUUUUAAGCAUGAAUUUUGUCAUUAAUACCAUCAACCAGAGAAACAAUAUUAAAUAAUUUUCUUUGUGUUAAUCAUUUAUGCGUUAUGUAUUAAUAUAAAAAAAUAUGAAAAAAAAAAUUAAUGAAAAAAUUAGCAAUUUAAAAAACUUCAUACAAAAGAAAGUUAUAACUUAUAAUAAAAACGAAAGAAGGAAAAUUUUUUUUUUGGCUCAUAUGAGUUAUUAAUUAAGGGUUAACAAAAGAAGGAAAGGAGAAAAAAAAAAGAAAACAAUUUUAUGUUUUAUUUUUUUUUUUAAUUUUUUUUAUUAAUCAAAAAAAUAUCUUUUAAAAUAAGAUUUGUUUUUACAGUGUAAAAAUAAUAAUAAUUUUUUUUUUCUUAAAUUUGUAAAUGUGAUAUGUUUUUAUAAGGAAACUUUUAUUUUAAUAAUUAUCGAAUAAUAAACUUAUAUUGUCUUUUUAAUUUAUGAAAUAAUUAUAAAUAAAAAUACUCCCCUUUUAGUUUGUAUUUCAUUUUAUUAAUUAUUAUUAUUAAAAUUAUAUUAAUGAAUAAUUAUAUUAAUUGUGAGAUUUUAAUACUUAUUUGUUUUUUUUUUUUUUUUGAAUAAUAAUUUUAUUUUAAAUAAUUUGUGAAACUUGAAACCAAAUUGUACUUACAUACAUUUAUACGUAGCUAUAUAUAAAAAAAAAUAUAAUAUUUUCAGUGGCCAUUUUGAUUCCUCUUGUUUAAAUUUAUUUUUAUACAAAAGCUUGUUUUUUAUUUUUCAUUAUAUAAUUUUAAUUGCUUUUGUUUUGAAACACCAUAAUUAUUUAAUUUAUUAAUAAAUUUUAUAAAUAAAAACUAUUUCUUAGCAAAUUAACUGAAAUUGUAUAUAACAGUAUUUUUAAAAAUGUUAAUAACAUUAAC